This is a messenger RNA of Pyrus x bretschneideri (Chinese white pear), 1906 nucleotides long. Its product is annotated as BURP domain protein RD22. The record is from RefSeq and is a predicted model, not a curated record. The transcript is spliced from 2 exons. Lineage: Eukaryota; Viridiplantae; Streptophyta; Magnoliopsida; Rosales; Rosaceae. Bases 1 to 1005 code for a protein of 334 amino acids.
AUGCAGCUCACACUGGUGGGAAGCCAUGCUGCUGCCUUACCAAUACCAGCACCUCAACGCUACUGGAACUCCGUCCUCCCAAACACACCAAUGCCGAAAUCUCUCAGCCAACUCGUCAUGCCUGACUUCAUUAGUGUUGGCAAAGGGAGCGUUAUUCUUCACAACCCAGUUCACAAGGAAGAGAAUUGGGCGUAUUCGAAAGAUUCAGAUGAUGAGAACGCCCGUUUCCAGAAUGAUGCUGCAGAGAACGCUCCAUUUUGUGUGAAAUAUGCCGAUAUUGCAGAUGAUCCCGCAGAAGCUGAAAGUCUAACACAAGUUGAAGUCGACCCAAACCGAACAAUCUUCUUCUUGGAGAAGGACCUUCAUCCUGGAAAGGCAAUGAAUUACCGAUUAGCUGGAAGUGGAAAUUCUAGCACCAUACCUUUCCUGUCCCGAAAAACUGCAGAGAGGAUCCCCUUCAGUUCAAGCCAACUGCCAGAAAUUCUGGACAAAUUAUCAGUGAAACCGGGGUCUGAUGAAGCCGAUUUGAUUAAGGGAACCAUUCAAAAUUGUGACAGUCCAGGCGCGAGUGACGAAGCAAAACAAUGUGUAACCUCGUUAGAGUCGAUGAUCGACUUUGCCACCUCCACGCUGGGAUCAAAAAAUGUUCUAGCAAUCGCAACGGAGGUGGAACAAGGAGCUGCCCCGAUGCAGAAGUACACAAUAACCGUAGAUGGAGCGAAGAGGCUGGCAGCCAGCAACAUCAUGGUGUGUCAUAAGAUGAGCUAUGCGUAUGCCGUCUUCUACUGCCAUUCAAUUGAAAAAACGACGACUUAUGUGGUGCCUCUGCAAGGAGCUGACGGAUCGAAAGCCAAAGCAGUAGCAGCCUGUCAUCAAGAUACAUCUCAAUGGUACCCAAAUCAUUAUGCCUUCAAAGAGCUCAACGUUGAGCGAGGAACCGUUCCCAUCUGCCAUUUUCUUAAAGCCGAGGAUGUUGCUUGGGUUACAAACCAAAAACCAACUUGAUCUGGUUGAAUUUGUUCGACCUGAUCGAUCACUAGCCUAUAUGUAAGAAUGUAUAUCCUCCGGUAAUAAAUGGAAUUACAUAAGACCUGAUAAAUCAGUUGUGUUUAUGUCUGCGACUACUGACUGCCAUAGCACAUCUUACCCAUUAGAAACGCAAAUUUCGAGUUACAAAUUAAGAAAACAGUACAUCUUAAAUAUAAAAAAAAAAUGUAAUGCUAGAGAGACCACGUAAAAACACUUUUGUGACAUUUGUCUUUAUGUUGAUCGGCUUGAAAUGGUUGCUAAGAAUAUCGGAGUUAAACAGUGUCUUGGUUUGCACCUCAUCGGAAAAUAUUACUUCUGCAUAAUCAUAUGACCACAUGUGACUUUUCAUUACAUUUCAAAAGACAUUGAUUAAAUUUCGUGCCAAAAUAAAAAAUAAAAAAAAAAUUGGUUGAAAAGUUGCAACUUUCUUUUUAUGGGAAAGUGUCGAUUUAGUCCAUGAACUAUUACCUAAGUAAAAAUUAGGCUCUGAAUUAUUAUUUUUCGGUAAAAUAAGUCCCUAAAUUUCAUCCCUACUAUUAUAUUCAAAAUUAUUUUAUCCAAUUUUUUCGUCAACUUAAGUUAUUUGACAUACUUAAUACCGUCCUUCUCUUGCUUCUAAGCCCUUAACAUUUCAUAGAAGUUACAAAUCUAACGUCUAAUUUAUUGUUAGCCCAUUAUGAAACUUAACCCUCCACUUUCCCUUAGUGUAGAUAAUGUCGUUUGUUAAAAAAAAAAACAAAAAUUUAUCCUCUGAAGUUGACUUCACACACUAUUUCUUUAUGAAAAAUUACUAAUCUACCCUCCAAUGUGUAUCACAUACAAGUAACAUGAUUUAAAUUGACGGAAAAUUGAAUAUCGUAAUUUCAAAUCUAAUAUU